Messenger RNA from Gossypium arboreum, 508 nucleotides. RefSeq lists its product as uncharacterized. Gene Ontology annotation, molecular function: phosphoprotein phosphatase activity. The transcript has 4 exons. The record is from RefSeq and is a predicted model, not a curated record. NCBI's taxonomy places the organism in Eukaryota, Viridiplantae, Streptophyta, Magnoliopsida, Malvales, Malvaceae. Bases 1 to 411 code for a protein of 136 amino acids.
AUGCUCUCUCCCUCUUUUGUCGUCAUCUGGGAAUUCGAAGGCAAACCUAAGAUCAGCUACGUUACAGUGUUCGAGCGCCCGGGAUUGCAAGAAUUCUUGAAUCAACUAAGUGAAUUUGCUGAACUUGUUCUAUUCACUGCUGGCCUUGAAGGCUAUGCUAGACCGCUUGUUGACAGAAUUGAUGCGGAAAAUCGGUUUAGUCAUCGACUUUAUAGGCCUUCUACAAUUUGUACUGAGUUUCGGGAACAUGUGAAAGACCUCUCCUGCUUAUCGAAAAAUUUAUGCCGAACCGUUAUCGUAGACAACAAUCCCUUUAGUUUCUUGUUGCAGCCACUAAACGGAAUCCCAUGCAUUCCAUUUUCUGCGGGGCAACCACAUGAUACACAGGUACCACGAUUUCCGUUGUCUUAAAACUCGUUACCUUCAUUCAAUAUCGAUUAGUUAAAGUAUGUCUGAUUACUUACACAUUGUUUACAACCGUUUUUAUGUCGAAAAGCUUCUGGAUGUC